AUAUUCCUCUUUUCUUCCAAUUUAAUUAACUUCCUCCUUUCUUUUUCUUUUUCUUAUUCUUUUUUUUUUUCUACUGUACUUUUUAGGCGUAAGUUAGCCACGGGUGGAUCAACUCUUGAAGUCAAUCCUUUGUUGUCGGACCAAAAUCUCGGAUUUAAUUUAACGUUGUUCCAACUUCUUUCCUAGGUUUCCUUUCUUCACUGUCCCAACAAGUUUCAAUCAUGAACCGUUUCUUGAAAAAUUUCACUCUUGGUGGGGUUAGGGAGUUUUCUAUGCAAAAUGGGAAUACCCAAAGCCUAAAAAUAGAAGGGAUUAAAGAUAUAAUAGCAGUUGCCUCUGGGAAAGGUGGUGUUGGCAAGUCCACUACUGCUGUUAAUUUGGCUGUUUCACUUGCCAAAAGGUGUCAACUUAAAGUUGGGUUGUUGGACGCGGAUAUUUAUGGGCCUUCAAUCCCUUUGAUGAUGCGACUUCAGGGAAAGCCGGAACUGAGCAACAAUAGGAAGAUGAUUCCAAUUGAUAGCUAUGGAGUUAAGUGUAUAUCAAUUGGGUCUCUUGUAGACGAAAGGGAAGCAAUUGUGUGGAGAGGGCCUAUGGUAAUGAAAGCCCUUGAACAGUUGACGAGGGGAGUUGACUGGGGGAUCCUAGAUGUUCUUGUGAUAGAUAUGCCUCCUGGUACCGGUGAUGCUCAGAUAUCUAUUUCCCAAAGGCUACAAUUAUCAGGAGGGUUGAUUGUUUCGACUCCUCAAGAUGUUGCUUUACUGGAUGCUCGCAAAGGGGUUAAAAUGUUCUCCAAAGUUAAUGUUCCGAUAUUGGGAAUUUUGGAGAAUAUGAGCUACUUUAAAUGCCCAAAAUGCAAUGAAUCAUCCUAUAUCUUUGGUCAAGGAGGAGCUCGUAAAACAGCUGAGGAGAUGGGUCUGAAAUUUCUUGGUGAGAUACCACUUGAGGUGGAGAUCAGAAGUGGUUCUGAUGAAGGUGUUCCCAUUGUUAUGUCCAAGCCUGAUUCUGUAAUCUCUGAAGUAUACUGCGAUGUGGCUGAAAGAGUUGUCAUGAGGCUUGAAGAGGUAGAUAAGGAGCAACAUUUCAGGCCAGAUAUAUCUCUUUAAAUGUGUCAGUCAUGAUUUCCGCCAACUUGAGUGUAAUUGUAACCAUUAGAAUCCGCCCCUUUCUAAAGGAAAAUCUAGUUGGCUCUGGAUAUAGAGCAUGAGUGAAAGCACAUUUAAGCUAACAAGAGUUCAAGGAAAUCCAUUAUUGAGAGAAGUGGUAAUCUCAUCGUGCUGCCUGGGAGGGAGCAAUCUUGUGAACUAUCAUUCUGGCCUAAUAGCAAGUUAUCGCUCAAGAAUUAACACAAACUGAAAGUUGCAGGAAUGACUAUGUAUCCCUUUUUAGAAUUGAACUCAUCAUCUUCAAUUUGAAAAGAUGAUAUACAUAUGAUGAACAUAGCUGUGGAUUGACUUUAUUAACCAUUGUCAUCCUUCUAGGAAGAAAAAGAAAAGAGAAGGUCCUAGAUUUUUCCUGUAUUGAACUUUUUAUCUUUUAAUUUUUCCAUAUUGGAUGCUGCUUGUAUUUGUUAGUUGGAUUAGAUGGUUCAAUUCUGUGGUGGUUUUAGUUUGGCGAACUUGAUUCCAUCUUUUCGGUCGAGCUGUAAGAGUAAAUCUUAUGUUUUUCUUUUUC
Molecule: messenger RNA, 1671 nt
Organism: Lycium ferocissimum
Lineage: Eukaryota; Viridiplantae; Streptophyta; Magnoliopsida; Solanales; Solanaceae
Product: iron-sulfur protein required for NADH dehydrogenase, mitochondrial
Exons: 8
Coding region: 222-1103 (293 amino acids)
Biological process (GO): mitochondrial respiratory chain complex I assembly; iron-sulfur cluster assembly
Cellular component (GO): mitochondrion
Molecular function (GO): ATP-dependent FeS chaperone activity; ATP binding; 4 iron, 4 sulfur cluster binding
Source: RefSeq, a predicted model, not a curated record